UGGACGAUUUAUUUUGUAGCAGCAGGGGGUGGAGUAAACAAAGCUAGACAGCAGUGAACACUUUCCAUUAAACACUUCAAUAAAAAAGUCCGUCGGUAAAGGGAACCUUUCUGUACUGAGAGCCCGAGCUGUUCUGUUAUGGACCCCAGCAAAUGUGCCAGUGCACCUCCAGCGGGAUGGUCUGGUGAGAAGUCCUCCAUGGGCCAUGCGCCCCCUCCGCCCUACCAGGAACAGCCGUAUCCGGGGUACCCGCAGCCCGGCCCUGGAUACCCUCCACAUCCGCAGGGCUACGGCUACCCUCCGCAGUAUGGGGGUGCAGUUGGACAGCAGCCGUACCCCAUGGGUCAGCAGGCCACCGUCACUGUCCAGCCCACAGUGUAUGUGGCCCAGGGCCCGCUGGCUCACCCUGUCAACGACUACUUGUGCUACUCCAUCUUCACCAUGCUGUGCUGCUGCCUGCCCCUGGGAGUCGCUGCCCUCAUCUACUCCAUCUCAGCCCGUGAAGCCAAUCACGUUGGGAACCAGAUGGGGGCGGAGCAGAACAGCAGGACGGCCCGGAUCCUGAACCAUGUGGGCCUGGGGAUCGGUAUCGGCUUCACCAUCCUAUCCAUCAUCUUCUACGUUGUGGCCAAUAUGCAAUAACAACUAAACAUAUUUUCAGUCCCCACUCUCAUUCUACAUUAGAUUUUCAGAGCACACCAGGUACAUAGGUAGUGGUCAAAAGAGAUUUUGGUAACAAUUGUAUUGAUAUUUAAAUAAAAAAUGUAUGGCCUUGUAAUCCAUUACUCUAAAACACUGUAGAGAGUAACGACAACAAGAUUCCAAAGAUUCAUAUUUCUUCAGCCUGUUUUUGUAUUUUCUAUGAAACGUUAAACAUCAUCAUGUUUUGGUUGUAAAAUAUGUUUCAAAAUCGAUGCCUUAAAAGUUCAGCCAUAGGUUAAUGUUGUUUCAACCUGCAUGAAGACUUCCACUCAAGUAUUAUACCAAGACUUAUAUUUCAUGUUCAAACAGCAAAAGAUUAUCAAAACUGUGUCAAAUUUCAUUUUUGGUUAUUGUUUUGCAAUUGAAAAGGAUUUGUCUGAUUGUCCGAUGGGCAAAAUAUAGCUACCCUUUCAAAAGAUUUGUUGGCUGUAAAUAUGUAUUAACACUCUUAAAAGUAUGCUAAAGUAAAAAUGAAAUGCUGAAGAAGUAAAAGAUGAAAUGAUGAGCCUGUGUGUGUAUUUGAUCGAGUGCACACUAAAAGGGAUCUACUCCGGUCAUAUUAGGAUUGAACCAAAGCUCUCUUUUUAAUUCCAGCUAAACAGGAAUUCAAAGCUUCACAAAACGUGGCGACAGUGGUGCCAAAAUGGCUGAUGCAGCCAAUGGUUCCAUCAGUGGCUCUAUUUUAAAAGCAUAUUGUGUAAGGGAUGAUAUUGUUUGUCAUGUAAUGUCUGUAUGUGCUUUUCUUAACCAAAGCCAAAUCAUUUUACUGUAUACCAGAUUUCUUUUUAAAUAAAGUAUAUUAAAUGAAAUAAACACU
This is a messenger RNA of Trematomus bernacchii (emerald rockcod), 1519 nucleotides long. RefSeq names its product cysteine-rich and transmembrane domain-containing protein 1-like. Gene Ontology annotation, cellular component: membrane. The transcript has 3 exons. Bases 139 to 642 code for a protein of 167 amino acids. NCBI's taxonomy places the organism in Eukaryota, Metazoa, Chordata, Actinopteri, Perciformes, Nototheniidae. The record is from RefSeq and is a predicted model, not a curated record.